Nannospalax galili (Upper Galilee mountains blind mole rat) is the source of this 2588-nucleotide messenger RNA. It is a transcript of the gene Cdc42ep1, whose product is annotated as CDC42 effector protein 1. NCBI's taxonomy places the organism in Eukaryota, Metazoa, Chordata, Mammalia, Rodentia, Spalacidae. The record is from RefSeq and is a predicted model, not a curated record. The coding region runs from base 412 to 1611 and encodes 399 amino acids. The transcript has 3 exons.
CGCACCCCGCCCCCGGACCCGGCCGCCGAGCCUGGGGCCAGGGCGGCGCAGACCGGCCCAGCGACUCUCGGGCUGCGCAGGGACGCGCCGCAGCCGCCGCCGCCGCCGCCACCGCUGUGCCCGCCCCUGGACCCCGCCGGGACUCGGCGACACGAGGUUUCCACCCCAGCACAGGGACCACCCACUUUUAAGGCCCUUCUUGUGCCCUCUCCGAUCAUCUGCUUCACCAGGAGCAAGGUCCCGGCAGGACACAAGUGGCAGACCCCUUCAGCCUCAGCACUGGGACCUGCGCCUUAGGAGAACUGAGGUUGUCUUCUGCCCCACCAUCUGAGAAGGGGCCCUGAGCCCAGCCCCACCACCCUCCCUGGCCCCAAGUGGGCAUGGACCAGCAGUUGUAAGCAGCCAAAGCUGAUGCCGGGCCCCCAGGGGGGCACAGGAGCCCCCACCAUGAGCCUGGGCAAGCUCUCGCCUGUGGGCUGGGUAUCCAGUUCCCAUGGAAAGAGGCGGCUGACCACAGACAUGAUCAGUCCCCCACUUGGAGACUUCCGCCACACCAUGCACGUGGGCCGCGGUGGGGAUGUCUUCGGAGAUACCUCCUUCCUCAGCAACCAUGGAGGCAGUUCAGGAAACACCCACCGCUCGCCCCGCAGCUUCUUAGCCAGGAAACUCCAGCAAGUGCGAAGAGUGGGGGUGCCACUGCGCAGGAUGGCUUCCCCGCCUGCGCCCUCACCCGCUCCACCUGCCAUCUCACCAAUCAUCAAGAACGCCAUCUCCCUGCCCCAGCUUAACCAGGCCGCCUACGACAGCUUGGUGGUGGGCAAGCUCAGCUUCGACAGAAGUCCUACCAGCUCCACAGAUGGCCGGUCUGGCUAUGGCCUGGAUUCUGGGUUCUGUACCAUCUCCCGCCUGCCACGUCUGGAAAAGCUCAGUGACCGUGACCGUGACCGUGACCGUGACCGUGAUCGAGAUGGAGAUGGAGACCGAGAGCGAAGUUCCUUCCCCUCUGAGCCUGAGCUUCGACGCUCUGACUCUCUCUUGUCCUUCCGUUUUGAUCUCGACCUUGGGCCCUCGCUCCUCAGCGAGCUGCUAGGGGUCAUAAGCCUUUCAGAAGCGCCUGCAGCCGAGACCCCAGCUCCUGCUUCAAAUCCCUUAGUUACUGCAAACCCUCCAGCCCCUGCUACACAAUCCCUAGUCCCUGCGUCAAGCCUCCUAGCCCCUGCCACAGCCCCUUUCACCCCUGUGGCAAGCCCCCUUGGCCCUGCAGCAAGCCCUCCACCCCAUGGACAUUUCCCCAAUGGGGGAACUGCUGGGUUAGGCCCCAUGGCUGAGGUGAGAGUCAGCCCUGUCAGAGAGGACCCCCAGGUACCUCCUGAUAUGGCCCUUGGCAGGCACUGGGGAGCAGGCUGGGGUGGCAGCCAGGGCAGUCGCCACUAUACUGAGAUGGAUGCUCGGAGAGAGCUGGUGGGGGUGCUGCCCCAAGUCCAGGGUUCCUGGGAGAGCCUGAAUGAAGAGUGGACUGCACCCCCCAGCAGCAGGGCCCAUGUGCCCAGCACAGUGCAGGCUAAUGCCUUUGAGUUUACUGAUGCGGAGGAGGAUGAGGUCAAGGUGUGAGGGAUUGGAGGUGGGCUUCAGGUCCUGCCAGCCUCAGGACUCAGCCCAGGGGCUGAACCCUCCCCUCACCUAACAGCUGCAUCUGCCCACAAGAGAUGAGAAACCCAAGUUGCCCUAAAUCUUUUCUGGUUUCAGCAGGGUAGGCAUGUUAGGGAGUGGACAGGAACACAAGGGGCCCUGCUCAGCUAACUCACCUCUUCCUACUGACUCUGAGCGCAGAAGCCCUUCCUUCAGCCCCACCCCAUGCUACCCCCACUGGCCUCACAGUGUGGCCUUUGUGCCCCAGGAUGCUGUCCUAGUGGGGUGGGGGAGGGGCACGGAAUACACAGGGCCAUUGUCUCCCAUUGGGAUUGCCUGCCCCCCUUGCUCAUCAAGUUGCACCCAGAAGACCACCACUUCUUCCCCAAUAGUCCUAUCCCAGGCUCCUCCCUAACUCCCACUUGUCCCCAAGUCUCAGGUCAGGUGUAACCUCGAGGGAGGGUUCCACCUACCAGUGAACCCCAGACCUGCCUCUGGUGCCUGAAUUUAAAAGCUUUUUGGAUAAAAGGUGUCCUUCUAGGAAGCAUGAAGACUUAGGGGCAGGCCUCAGCCCCCAUGGAAAUGUCCUUUCCUCUCUUGGGAAUUUGGAGAGUAGAGGCCCUCACCCCAGCCAGGGGAGGGGGCCAAACAAGGUAAUGAGUAACCAGCCUGGAAUGCCUGCCGAUAAGAGGCCCAGGUGGGACCCUUAUCUGUAGUUCCUGGAACACCCUGGUCCCAGGUGCCUGGAACCAGUGUCUGACCCACAAACCCACGGGGCAGCUUGGCAGGUACUCAGGAGAUCGUGGGGAGGACAACAGGCUGGGGCUGGCAUGCUUAAGGUUGCUUGGGAGCACCCUCCAUCCUCUGCACAUGGCAGUGCCAAAUCCUUGUGCCUCAGUUUCCCCCCUGUAUCAUAACGAUGCUGGGAGCAUUAAAAUACUUGGAAAGUGCUAACAGUA